Messenger RNA from Uranotaenia lowii, 2489 nucleotides. Its product is annotated as choline transporter-like protein 1. The transcript is spliced from 8 exons. Gene Ontology annotation, cellular component: membrane. Bases 478 to 2355 code for a protein of 625 amino acids. The record is from RefSeq and is a predicted model, not a curated record. Gene Ontology annotation, biological process: transmembrane transport. NCBI's taxonomy places the organism in Eukaryota, Metazoa, Arthropoda, Insecta, Diptera, Culicidae. Gene Ontology annotation, molecular function: transmembrane transporter activity.
CACUACCAGGAUACCGACAUACCACCCCAGAAAAACAACUAACGUAUAGGCCCGAGGACCUGCGAGUGUACCCCCAAUUGAACCAACAAACCUUCAUUCAGGUUCUGCUGUCAGGACAUCAGUUGGCUGCCAACGAUUGAAGGAUACGGUCGGUCCAAACUGUUGGGGGGAUAUCACUUUCACGUUUUGCCGACCCCAAACCCCAAACGGGACAGGUUAAAGUUCACCGAAAGCGAUAGCGGCGGGAUUUGUUUUCCAUGUUUUUGUUCGAGGAAUAGUGAAAGUUUUUCCAUUCAUGACGCAUUAAUAGUUGUUAUCUUUGAAAACAUCUCAUGUUGUGUGGAAAGAUCUCAGAAAUGGGUUGGAACAUGAAUCGUAAUCGAUUGGGUUGCUGACUUGGAGUCGAACUGAAUGGGAUCCGCAAUUCUACCACAGAAAUUUAACAAUCGUCGUCGUUAACCGUCAUCGGAUACAAAAAUGCUUUGCUGCUGCCUAGGAGCCAGAAGUGAUAAAGUGUCUCCCGGAGAAUCGGUCGAGCAAUCACAAUCUCCUUCGCUACAACGAGGUGAUUCCAAUGCAUUUGAAACGGAUCGACACUGUACUGACAUUUUGUUCAUAGGAUUCAAAGCAGCUUUCAUCUUCAUACUGUUGGCGCUCAUUAUCUACUGCAUGGCGUUUGGCGACAUCUACCGGAUAAUAAAUGGCUACGACGAUUGUGCCAAUGUGUGUGGCCGGGACAACAAACCAGAUAAGGAUCUCUCGUGCAAGGGAACUGACCGUACGGAACAAAAAUAUCUGCUGGUAGAUAGCUCAGGAAUUGCUAGUGACCUGCAUCGUCAGUGUGUUGCAAGAUGUGAGGACUUCGAAGGCUAUAAACCACUCCUCAACCGCUGCGUGCUUAAGAAAAACGCGGCCCAAGAGGUGGCCACCAAAACUGGUCUCCGCAACUACUUCCAGGAGGUUUCGGAGGAUUUGGAAACGUGCUACCCGGAGGUCCUGUGGUUGUGUGCCAUCGCUUUCGUUUUUUCGCUACUCACGCUAGUUUUGCUACGAUACAUUCCGGGGUUGAUCGUCUGGUUGGUGCUGAUUGCCGUGAUCGCGUCCUGUACCGUGGGCACGAUCUGGCUUUGGGUGAAAUGGGACUUCGAGAAGAGACAACUUCCAUCGGAAGCCGGUGAAGGAGCUAAAACUCGCACCAAUAACUAUCUGUACUACGCAAUUGCCGCCACAAUUGCGACGGUUCUGGUGUACCUCAUCGUACUGGUUAUGAGGAAACGGAUCAAGCUUGUAGUUCAACUGUUCAAGGAGGCCGGAAAAGCCGUCUCCAACAUGCCCUGUUUACUACUUGAACCUAUUCUGACUUUCGUAUCGAUCGCCGCGGUUAUCACCCUGUUCGUGUACUUCACAAUGUGGAUCGAGAGUUCCGGAAUGCUACGGGUGGAGAACAACCAGAGCGCCAAGUACGUCAAGGACUCGACCAUGCUGUUCACCCGGUGGUACAAUUUGUUGGCCUUCCUAUGGUUCUGUCAGUUCAUCAUCGGCUGCCAGCACAUGGUCAUUGCCGGGGCGGUGGCCUGUUGGUUUUUCACCCGAAACAAGUCCAACCUGGGCAGCCCGAUACUGAAGAGCUUCGGCAAUUUAGUGCGCUACCACAUGGGAACCGUAGCGCUCGGGUCGUUCAUCAUAGCCGUGGUACAAUUUCUGAGGGCAAUACUCAAACUGGUCAUGUACUACACCCGUGACCACCAGAACCGCGUGACGGCCUGCAUCUUCGAGUGCUGUCAGUGCUGUUUGAAGUGCUUCGAACAAUUUCUGCAGUACCUGACGCGCAACGCGUACAUCAUGACGGCCAUGCACGGCGAUCCGUUCUGCACCGGGGGCAAGAAUGCGUUCCGGUUGCUGUCGAGCAACGCCCUGCGAGUGUUUGCCAUAAAUUCGGUGGGAGAUUUCGUGUUAAUCUUGUCCAAGGUGUUCGUCGUCGUUGUGACCUGUCUCAUCGGCAUGGAGGUGAUCCAGAAGAAGUCCGGGAUGCAUCAUCCCUACGUACCCAUCAUAUUGGUGGGAAUAUUUGCCUAUUUGGUUGCGCACUGCUUCAUGACGGUUUAUGAGAUGACCGUCGAUACCAUUUUCCUUAGCUUCUGCGAAGACUGCGAAACAAACGAUGGCAUUAACAAACCCUAUUUCAUGUCCCGAGGGUUAAUGGAAUUUGUGCAAAAUUCCAAGAAAGCACUGGCCAUCCUGGACAACCGAACGGCAAGUACCAUGAAGGAUGGCAACGCGUGGACUAGCAGUGGCGGAGUUAAUUCCGGGGACAGGGCCAAGCUGACGAAAACAAUCUCGGAAACGGUAGACUGAUGGUUGGGGAGUCCGCAGAUGCUUCUAGUAGAAACCGAAAACUUACGUGCACAUUGAUACUGAUUUUUGUAAGCUUUGAUGGUGUGUGGUGUGCUUUUUACAUUUUUAUGAAUAAAAAUACAUUUUGAAUAAAA